CUGAAAAAAUAUCAGUUGUCCGAAAAGCUUCAACGAAUUAAUUCCAUUUUUUUAAAAAUUUGAAUACAAAAAAAUGACUGCUACAUUCGUUCUAGUGCUAGGUUGCCUUGUAUGUGGAGCAUUAGCUGGACGUCCUGCUAUUCAAGGACCUGUAGUUUCAGCACCAACUACAAACCCAGCACCAGUCACUGGUCCAGCGAUUAACUAUUUACCACCCUCCAAACCAACUGUUGUUGUUAACCGUCCCGUCGUCCAAAGUCCUGGGCCAGUUGUUACACCACAAAUUUUACCUCGACCAACUCCCGCAGCAACUACCGCCAAACCAAUUACAUUGCCCAUCGCACCGUCAGCCCGUCCAAUCUCAAUCGGCAAAAUUGGAAUACCAGCUCAAUCUGGCUCCCGCACUGUUGGAUCCCGCGCUCCUUACUAAUCAUUUCGAAUGUAAUUUGGAUGUGUUAAUAAAUGACGUCACUGCUCAAUGAUAUAAAAUAAAGUAGAACAAUUAAAUGUA
This is a messenger RNA of Drosophila albomicans, 511 nucleotides long. RefSeq lists its product as uncharacterized. The record is from RefSeq and is a predicted model, not a curated record. The transcript is spliced from 2 exons. Lineage: Eukaryota; Metazoa; Arthropoda; Insecta; Diptera; Drosophilidae. Bases 74 to 430 code for a protein of 118 amino acids.